Messenger RNA from Hyaloperonospora brassicae, 1296 nucleotides. NCBI's taxonomy places the organism in Eukaryota, Oomycota, Peronosporomycetes, Peronosporales, Peronosporaceae. The record is from the annotation of a GenBank genome assembly.
AUGGCUACAACUGACGCAGAGCAGCUCCGUCUGAGCGGCUUCAAGCGCAUCCUACUGCGUUUGGACGACGACACGCGCCGCAAAUACUGCUGUCGAGCGGUCGAAGAGGACCUGCACCAUGUCAAGAAGCAGGUGCGGUCGUGCGUGGCCUCGAUGACCGAGGUGAAGCAGGUGCACGACGCGACGCGGAAGCUGCACGCCAGUCAACAGACCGCCGUCUCGAGUGAGCUGUUGACGGACUUAGAAACGCUGCAGGUCAAGUUAGAAAUGGCCAUAAAUAAGGGAUGCGGGGCUCCAAGCAGCUCGUUGGCUGUGGCAAACAAAGAGGCGAGUUCGAAACGUGUUGCGAAGCCCAAGCAAGAAGCUGAAGCGCGUGGGGAUGACCCCGUGAAGGUGCAAAACAAGGAAGCCAAGAGUUUGGUGAAAAAGAUUCAACGGAUGCAAGACCUCAAGACCGCUGUGGACAGUAUCCAAAAAGUGCAGCAGCUGAUGCCCGUGCUGACCAAAACAGCAGACGUCGGACUGAUAAAGACGUGGAAAAGGCGCGUGACCGAGGUCGGGCACCAUGCUGUGACUCUAGUGACGGAGAAGGACAACGAUCAUCAGGUGGUGCAACGGCUUGAAAAGACGCUCAAUAAAAUGGUCGGCAAGUGUCCGGGGCUCCAGGCGUGGAAAGCCGACGUGAAGAAGCAGCUCAUUGCCAGGAUGAAAGCAAGGGGUGCGCCAGCAGAGAAGAGCAAGAAGAAGCAGGCGAUUGUGCUGCCGCAUGAUGGCGAGGCGGCUAUGGCGAGCGGUGCGCCAUCAGCUGUCCAGCUGACGACCAAAUCUAGCAACAAAGAGAAGAAAAAGGGCCAGUCAGCUAAAAAGGCUCGAGCACAACUGCAACGAUGCUCGCGAGAGGUGCGCGCGUUGCGCGACAAGUUUGACCUCGGCGCGUACGACGUGAACCUGAGUCGCAUGGUUACGAUCGUGGACUCCCUUUGGUCGGGGAUCGAGCACUCGGAGGUUGUUUUGCUGACCACGGCGCUCUUCACAUUGGUAGAAACGGUGGAAAAGGUAGCGGACCAUACGAAGCGCCGAGACCGCCUCGUGUGUCUCGAAAGUGUGCUAGCUGUCGUGUCGGGCUCGUCGGAGUUGCAACUGACAACGAGGCGGAAGACGAUAGUAGACGAAUAUGCGAACAACUGCCGCCAGUCGUUGGAUCAGCUGAACCGCGAAGGCAAGACACGGGCUACUAGCAGCACUAGUGAGCAUGCUGUGGUUCCAGGAGCUAGUCUCGCGAAAAAAUACUGCUAG